AUGAUCAGAGCAUUGGGGGACCUCUACAGGCGACAGGACUUCAGCAGGCCCCCACUGCUUCCUCCCACAGAGCCUUCCAGCAGUGGAGCCUGCACCCUCAACUCGCAAUUCUUCAGUGUCGCUGGGGACAGUGAAGAAUUCCCAAGCUGUCUGGACACUAGGUCUCUGUUGGGAGGUGACUUGGAAGAUAGUACUCCCUUUCUCCUGGCAACUAGUUCAGACUGCUAUCUGGGGUCCCUGGAGGCCGGAGGUGGUGGCAUCCCCUCUUGUGCCCUGGCGAGAAGCAACUCCCUGGAUGGGGCACAGCUGGGCUUCCUAUUGGUCCCUGAGCAUGAUGCUCAGGAGCUGCAGGACAGCGCCCUUGAGCAGUGGGGCCUGGACAUGGGGGCAAGGCUGUUGGCAUCUUGACUGACUUCCUGGCAUAGAAGGCUUGCUGGACCCCAGGCUUUGGAGGAGGCUGGACAUUAAAGAGGAGGCACCCUGAAAAUGA
Messenger RNA from Suncus etruscus (white-toothed pygmy shrew), 490 nucleotides. Its product is annotated as spermatogenesis- and oogenesis-specific basic helix-loop-helix-containing protein 1-like. Bases 1 to 408 code for a protein of 135 amino acids. NCBI's taxonomy places the organism in Eukaryota, Metazoa, Chordata, Mammalia, Eulipotyphla, Soricidae. The transcript is spliced from 3 exons. The record is from RefSeq and is a predicted model, not a curated record.